Panthera uncia (snow leopard) is the source of this 2721-nucleotide messenger RNA. RefSeq names its product NHL repeat containing 2 (gene NHLRC2). Gene Ontology annotation, molecular function: protein binding. The coding region runs from base 173 to 2353 and encodes 726 amino acids. The transcript has 11 exons. NCBI's taxonomy places the organism in Eukaryota, Metazoa, Chordata, Mammalia, Carnivora, Felidae. The record is from RefSeq and is a predicted model, not a curated record.
CAUCGGAAUGCAUGGUUACAAAAGAAACGGUGUCGUUUGCGUGGAGUGGGGGCUGGGGGAGCGUGAAGCGAAUGUGCCGUUUUGAAACCAAAGGACCGUAAGCGCUUCCUCUCUCCCUGCACGAGACCCUCCCGCGGGCCCGGCUGCCGCCUCUGGACUGUCCGGAGAGAACAUGGCGGCCCCCGGCGCCCGGGGCUCCAGCCUCGCGGGCCUGCUCCCGGCUCAGACAUCUCUGGAGUACGCCCUGCUCGACGCCGUCACCCAGGAGGAGAAGGACAGCUUGGUCUACCAGUAUCUGCAGAAGGUGGACGGCUGGGAGCAGGACUUGUCAGUGCCCGAGUUUCCGGAAGGAUUAGAAUGGCUGAACACUGAAGAGCCUAUUUCUGUCUACAAGGAUCUGUGUGGAAAAGUAGUCAUCCUUGAUUUCUUCACCUACUGCUGCAUAAACUGCAUUCAUCUACUGCCUGAUCUUCAUGCAUUAGAACACACAUACUCUGAUAAAGACGGUCUUCUGAUUGUUGGUGUUCACUCGGCUAAGUUCCCAAAUGAAAAAGUCCUGGAUAACAUUAAGAGCGCCGUUCUUCGAUACAACAUCACUCACCCUGUGGUUAAUGAUGCAGAUGCCAGCCUUUGGCAAGAACUAGAAGUCUCCUGCUGGCCAACUUUGGUCAUACUUGGACCUCGUGGAAAUAUGUUAUUUUCUUUAAUUGGAGAGGGACACAAAGAUAAAUUAUUUUUAUAUACUUCAAUAGCUUUAAAGUAUUAUAAAGACAGGGGACAGAUCAGAAAUAAUAAAAUUGAAAUAAAACUCUAUAAAGAUUCUUUGCCACCUUCACCAUUGCUGUUUCCUGGCAAAGUAACGGUAGACCAUGUUUCUAAUAGAUUGGUAAUAGCAGACACUGGACAUCAUAGAAUUUUGGUCGUCCUGAAGAAUGGGCAAAUUCAGUACAGCAUUGGAGGACCCAACCCUGGAAGAAAAGAUGGAGUAUUUUCAGAGUCAACUUUUAAUUCACCACAGGGGGUAGCCAUAAGGAAUAAUAUCAUAUAUGUGGCAGAUACGGAAAACCACCUUAUAAGAAAGAUUGACCUAGAAGCUGAGAUGGUGAGCACUGUAGCUGGCAUUGGGAUUCAAGGUACAGAUAAAGAAGGUGGAGCUAAAGGAGAAGAACAGCCCAUUAGUUCCCCCUGGGAUGUGGUUUGUGGGACAUCAGGUUCAGAGGUCCAAAGAGAUGACAUUCUCUGGAUAGCCAUGGCAGGGACUCAUCAGAUAUGGGCACUGCUCCUGGACAGCGGCAGACUACCAAAGAAAAAUGAGCUACCAAAAGGAACCUGCCUUCGGUUCGCCGGAAGUGGAAAUGAAGAGAACCGAAAUAAUGCGUAUCCUCACAAGGCCGGCUUCGCCCAGCCUUCAGGUCUUUCUCUGGCCUCUGAAGAGCCCUGGCGCUGCCUGUUUGUAGCAGACAGCGAGAGCAGCACCGUGAGAGCCGUGUCACUGAGGGACGGGGCGGUGAGGCACCUUGUAGGAGGAGAACGAGACCCCAUGAAUUUAUUUGCUUAUGGUGAUGUUGAUGGAGUAGGAAUCGAUGCCAAGCUUCAGCACCCACUUGGAGUAACCUGGGACAAGAAAAGGAAUUUACUUUACGUGGCAGAUUCUUAUAAUCACAAGAUUAAAGUUGUGGAUCCCAAAACAAAAAACUGCACGACAUUAGCAGGAACCGGAGACGCAAGUAACGUUAUCACUUCCAGCUUCACCGAGUCAACUUUUAAUGAACCAGGAGGCUUGUGUAUUGGAGAGAAUGGCCAGUUAUUAUAUGUAGCAGACACCAAUAAUCAUCAAAUUAAAGUGAUGGAUUUAGAAACAGAAACGAUUUCUGUGCUCCCAGUCUUCAGACCUGAAAACGCUGUUGUAGAUGGCCCAUUCCUAGGAGAAAAACAGAAGACAUUACCCAGACUACCUAAAUCUGCUCCAAACAUUCGACUUCCCCCAGUGGCUGCAUCUCCAGGACAGACUCUGCAGUUCAAGCUAAGAUUAGACCUCCCAUCGGGAACAAAGUUAACCGAAGGAGUACCCAGUUGUUGGUUUCUAACAGCUGAAGGCAACGAAUGGCUUCUUCGAGGACAGAUACCCUCUGGAGUAAUCGAGAGCAUUUCCAGUCAACCAGCCAUCUCACUGCAGAUCCCUGGAGAUUGCCUAUCACUUGAAGCCAUUCUAUCUAUCAGCGUAUUUCUUUAUUACUGUAGCACAGACAGCAACGCCUGUAUGAUGAAGGGAAUUAUGUUCAGUCAGCCUUUACAAAUAACCAGUGCACAACCAGGGUGCAUAGCUCCAGUAGAGCUCAAGUAUGUAUUUUAGCAAGCCAGCCAGCUACCCAGUCACCAUAGCCCCUGGCCUCCACCCUCCCAGUCACUGUACCUUACGAAAAGCAGCUUUAUUUCUGCCUCUGGGUACCAGGAGACCCAUUGCUCAGUUCUAGCAACUGAUACUAAGAUAAAGCUACGCUUCAUAUUUACUUAUCUAUUAUAAACAAAUUCCUUCAUUCUGGCUGUGUACCAGCUAAAUCACUGACCAUCAUUUGAACCAUGAUUUUGUACUUUGUGCUAUUUGGCACAAAACUUAAAUCCACACUGUAGUCUAGACUAUUAUGAAGAUAAUUUGCAAUGAAUACUGAUAACAGUAAUGAAACCAAAUAUUUUAACUUUUUCUAUCUUUAUUAGUAGCGA